Molecule: messenger RNA, 225 nt
Organism: Trichomonas vaginalis G3
Lineage: Eukaryota; Parabasalia; Trichomonadida; Trichomonadidae
Exons: 1
Coding region: 1-225 (74 amino acids)
Source: RefSeq, a predicted model, not a curated record
AUGGACACAGACACAGGCAUGCACCAAAACCAACACAACAACCAACACAACAACCAACACAACAACCAACACAACAACCAACACAACAACCAACACAACAACCAACACAACAACCAACAGUUCAAAACCCUGCACAACAACCACCUCCACAACCAGCACAACAACAACCACAAACAGAGCAAGGACAUAAAAGAAGUAGAGAAAAAGGAAACCAAGAAUUCUUAA